Molecule: messenger RNA, 2124 nt
Organism: Hypoxylon fragiforme
Lineage: Eukaryota; Fungi; Ascomycota; Sordariomycetes; Xylariales; Hypoxylaceae
Product: TRAPP trafficking subunit Trs65-domain-containing protein
Exons: 2
Coding region: 212-2029 (605 amino acids)
Biological process (GO): intra-Golgi vesicle-mediated transport
Cellular component (GO): trans-Golgi network; TRAPPII protein complex
Source: RefSeq, a predicted model, not a curated record
UUCAACCGCUGCAGCUGAACAGACAUGCAUAUGGCAUCCGACAUCUUCAACUUUUCAAAUACCGUUGAUAUCAACAACUUGCUACAACGUCCAACGAAUUGGGUUCAAAAUGUACUAACCCACAUUUCAAUUCCCUCAAAACAGCCGUUUGGAUCUGUGAUGAGGGUUACAAACUAAAUAUAUAUUUAUAUUCAUAAUAUCCUCCAAGAAAAUGCCUAAUCCUUCCCCAAUCGACUCUCCCAGACGAGUGUUCGACUUGCUUGACGAUUCAACAUUUACCUACUUCAUACCUCUGUCUCGUGACUUCAGCGUUGAGGGGGAGUUUAAUAAUGGCGCAGAUGCAUCUAGAGAGCCGUUCGAGUCGGUAGAGUGUCGAGAGUCUCUUUUCUUUGAUGAAUCUGCCGAUAUUUACCUCGUGCUUAAAUGCCCCUACACCGACGAAGACAAUUUACGAUCCUUUUUACCUAGUCUAGUGAUAUCCAUCGAAGCGCAGGUCAUUAACGGCGGAGUCGUGCCGGGUCGCGAUGUUCAGCCAGCUUCGGAAAUCAUAUACUCGGGAACAUUAGCCCACUCAAUCGAUGCUACCAUACUUGUUCGCUCAUCGAAGGAACCUGACGCUGAUGGCGAGGACGGUUACCCACAGUAUGCCAUCGCUGUGUGGAAGCAGUCGGUAUUUCUCGGUCGACCUAGGAUGCGACUACAAAGUCCUUCUGUAGUUUUCACGGCAACGGCGAACUUGAGGUCGGCAGAUCCAUCUCUAUCUCUUGGGCUUCGACAUGGAUAUCUCCCAGCAUGUGUACCAUCAGGUAUAAAUCUCCUCGAGCCAUUCGAAGCGGAUCCUUUCAUGAAUGGAAUUAAGCCUCAUUUGUCAGCGCAACGAGUUUCUCGCGUGGCUCCAGCGACGCAGCAAGCGCAGGAUAUUCUACGACCUAUCAAGUCUUUGUCGAAUCUGCCUUUGCGCAUCUACCCCGUGGCACAUUCGCGUAUGCGAUUUACCCAUCUUAACACUGCGCCUUCUACAGCAACUGUUCUUGCGAUGCUUGAGAUAGACUUCACCCCAUUCUUUGAGUGUGAGGUAAUCAUAAGCAAGAUAUCGAUCGUGGUCGCAGACGGUAUAGUCGAAGACCUUACGAGCCAGUCUGGGAUGCAGUUUCCGGUUUCUUGCGUGGCCCACGAUCACGUCACGUUUUUAUACCGAAUUACACCGGUCGAUGCGGACAUGGCAACUAAGAAUCCAGUGCGUGAUCUCGGCGUAUCCAUAUCCGCGACAGCCCUGGCACAUCCGAACACUUGCGAGCCAAGCCUUAGUAUGGCCUGGACUGCUACAGUUGACUUCACGGUCCCAGUAAACCCAGGCUAUGGCUCUGCUAUGCAACCCAUCCAACGCAAGCAUCGCCCAAGUCAGCUUUCGAUUGGAGGCGAAAGUACUACUUCUCUAAUAGCACCAUCUGUUGCUCGGCCAGACUCGUUGCCAACUCUUGAGGCUGCCACACGCACGGAGGCUACCGUACCUGAUAUAGGCAUUACUAUGACAUUCACCGGCCCGCCCCCAAGUCAGAAGAUAUACCCAGGAGACGAAUUUGUCUGGAAUAUAUUCGUUGUGAAUCGAUCAUUGUCACCCACAGCAGCAGCAAGAAAACUAGCAAUAGUAGCUAUUCCGAGGCGGCGGCGCAAUGAAUCACGAGUUACCCAGCCACCAUCUAUCUCUCGAAUAUCCGAGGCUUUGCAUGGCCAACACCCCCAGCUGAAGGGAGCAAGAGACCGGAACAUAGCAGAUGCUGUUUUCGAUGACAAUGUGGUUCAUGCCAUGCAGUACAGCAGCGUCAUUGAUAACACAGAGCUAGUAUGUCUUAGCGCAGAUGUACGAGUCGGGCCACUUGCCUCCGGCGCAUGUCAUGUCGCUGAACUCCGAUUUUUGGCCUUGAGAGGGGGCAUCGUAGGGUUGGAGGCAGUGCGAGUUAUCGACCUUGCUAAUAAUGAGCACGUAGAUAUUAGAGAACUCCCUACCGUGCUUGUUGAAGACAGGUAGGGUUAAGAAAUACUCCAUAUAUCUUCGUAUUGACUUGGAUCUUAGAGCAUUAGUCUAUGAAUAAUUCAAAAAUAAGAGUUGUAUUUACGAUGAAG